Messenger RNA from Dendroctonus ponderosae (mountain pine beetle), 2805 nucleotides. RefSeq names its product beta-alanine-activating enzyme. The record is from RefSeq and is a predicted model, not a curated record. Bases 22 to 2790 code for a protein of 922 amino acids. Gene Ontology annotation, biological process: amino acid activation for nonribosomal peptide biosynthetic process. The transcript is spliced from 8 exons. NCBI's taxonomy places the organism in Eukaryota, Metazoa, Arthropoda, Insecta, Coleoptera, Curculionidae. Gene Ontology annotation, molecular function: protein binding.
AAAAACGCGUACAAAUUGAUCAUGGAAGGUCUGCAAAUCAGGAAACUGGUGGAGAAACACAACCCCGAAAAACCUGCCCUAAUUGUGGCCUCAGAUCAGGGCAUCAUCCAGCAAGUCUCUUUCCAGACUGUUCUCAAUGUUGCCGAUGAAAUCCUGCCGUUUAUUUCCGAGAAUAUCACCAGCAGCAAUAACUGCAUUGGCCUGUUAAUGGACAAGAACAUCUUGCUGCCAUCAAUUAUUAUUUGUUUGCAGGAUUUGAGUCAAAGUUUUACUUUCCUCACACCCCAAACCUUGGCUGAAAGCUGCAAUCGAUUGGGCAUUAAGUGGCUGCUGGUCCUUGACCCGAAACCCUCUAGCAACGUCUUCACCUUCACACAAAAGCUGCGACUUUCCAUUGGAGAUGAGCUGCAACUGUGGGAGCUUGAGGGCGUUCCAGAACAAACCAAAUGCUAUGAAAACGUCCUGUGUACCAUGCAAACAUCUGGCUCAACUGGAGAGAGCAAAGCGGUCCGCAUCCCGUUUGAGUGCAUUCAAAAGAACGUGACUGGCUUAAACCAACACUUCCAAGUAACUGCAGAGGAUGUGAUCUAUUGGGGGACUCCCUUGACGUUCGACCCCACACUAAUCGAGCUUCUCCUAGCCCUGACUUUCGGGGCCCCAUUAGUGAUUGCCCCAAAGCGAGUGCAGCUCAAUCCUCCCCUCUUGCAUCGCGCGCUGUUCAAAGUGGUUGGCAUCAGUUUCCUGCAAAUGGUUCCUUCAGUCUUCCUCAGAUUCACCCCAGAGCAAAUAGGGGAAAUUUUCCUUAACAGCCCCCUGAAAACACUGGCCUUGGGGGGCGAGCCGUUUCCAGCGCAAUUGUUGGCCUUUAAACGCCACCCCCAGUUGAAGAUGUACAAUUUGUAUGGAAUUACUGAGCUCUCCUGCUGGGCGACUAUUGCCAAUCUAUCGACUGAUGACUCCACCCAGGAGGUCCCAUUGGGCGCCUGUUUGGACGAGACCUUUGUAGAGCUGCGCAAUCAGGAAGAGGGCUUGAUUGGGGAAAUUUGCAUCGGUAGCAAAAGCAGGCACUGUGUGCUGGAUGCAGCCCCGGUUGGUUCCCCCGUGCCUACAGGCGAUUUGGGGGAGUUCAUCAGCGGCAGGUUGUACUUCAGGGGCAGGAGCUCGCGCAGCAUUAAGCGGUUUGGGCGCCGGGUGGCUCUGCAGAGUGUAGAGGAUGAGAUUUUCCUGAACACCCAGCUGCGCAGCCGGCUGGUUUACUCUACCACGCAUCAGCGGCUUUUGGCUUUCGUUGUCAUCGCCCAGCCCAUGGAUGCACCUACCAAAACAAGGGCCUUGGAUAAGCUCCGAGUGAAACUCCUCAACAGCCUAGAAGAGCACUGCUUUCCAGACUACCUGGAGAUUCUCACUGAGCUGCCCCUGAACCGACAUGGAAAAAUCUGCGAUAAAUCCCUAGAAGGAUUGUUCAAAAGGGGCCCGAAAGCUGGAGAUGUAGGCGACGUUUUUGAAGACCUCCUGGGCGGGUAUGUGAGGGCGGAGCUUCAGGGGCACCGAGACAAAACUCUGGCCCAGUUAGGGGUCAGCUCCAUUUCCAUCAUGCAGUUUAUGCGCGACUUUCAAGAGCGCGUAGGCGACAGCAGGAUUGGGGAACUUUUAACCCUGCUGCUGAACGAAGACGUGAAGACUUGCCGGGAAUUUGUAGAGCGGCAUCUUGAAGUGUCGUCUGGGGAGACUUGUCCAGUUGGGACUAUUGGGGCUGCGCCCAGCCCCAGCCAUGUGCUGUGGAGCGUGGACAUGAAGGGCUGCGUGGAUGCCCCUGUGGCGGCCACCACAAGCAGCCUUGGGACUUACAUUGCGUGCGGCAGCUUCGCCCACAAAGUGGCGAUUUUGGACGAAAGCGGCCAUGAGCUGUUUGUAAUUUUUUUGAGGCAAGAGAUCCACGCAGAGCCAGUCUUUUCCCGGUGUGCAACAUUCCUGUUCUGCCCCUGCUCGAAUGGUGCCAUGUACUGUCUAGAUUUGAGGCUCAAGAAAAUCGCCUGGCGUUUCCCAACCUCGGACAAAGUCAGCUCGGCCUGCCUGUGGGGCACAUUGCUAGCCUUCGGCUCGUACAACGGCAGCUGCUACUGCGUGUCCUUUGCGGGAGCUCUCGUAUGGAUGGCUCCUCUGUUUGGGCAGAUAAAAGCGCCGCCUGUUCGCGAGGCGAACAGGCAGAGGCUUCAUGUGGGCACCACCCGAGGUUGGUGCUACGCUUUGGAUGAAACGGACGGCGCUCGCAUCUGGAGCUGCAAUGUAGAAGGGCCGGUUUUUGGGGCGGGAGUUGUUCUGAAGGACUGCACAGUUUGGCCCAGCGUCACUGGGCAAAUAACCUGCAUAGACUCAACAGGCUGCGUCAGAUGGACGCUCAAAGCAGGCGGGCACAUUUUCGGCUCUUUGCGGCUCCAUCGCCGCUCAAUAUACUUUGGGUGCCACGACUCCUACUUGUACAAAAUCACCGCUGAUGACCACUUGGAGAGACUCGCCCAACUCAGUGGGGAAAUCUCCUCCACGCCCGUCCUCCACGAAGAGGACGGGGGACUGUUUGUGGUGAGCGUGUGCAACAGCGGCUCUGUGCAUGUAAUAGAGGCGGCCUCAAAGGCCACAGUGUUCACCAUGCAGCUGCCCGCUCAAAGCUUUUCUUCGCCCUGCUUGGUGAAGGGCAGACUGUUUGUAGGAUGCAGGGAUGACCGGUUGUAUUGUAUUGACUUGGAAAAUGCUCUAAAUGUUAAUUAUUUAGAGCCUAGAAAGGAUCAUUAAACGUUUCGAACAGUG